AUAAAAUACCCUUUUUACCCGUAUUUUUAUUUUAAGGACCUUUUUGGUGUUAUUGACACCCUGAUAACUACAUACCAGCGAAUCCUAUGGUCUAUCCCUGAUAAACUUGGUGGAGUUCUUGCAAUGUUUGGUGCUAUUGUAGUGCUUUUUUUGAUACCAUUUAUAAACCAGUCUGAAGUCAAGUAUUUUGGAAUCUGCUAUGAUGAAAACAUCAACAAAAUAAUUAUUAGUUACUUUUUUUUAGAAAUACAGAGUGGUGGAAGCACUAUUCCUACUAUGUUUAACCGUGACUUUUUAACAACAAAGAACUACAACAUAAGUAAGAAUGAUAUCUUGAAUGGUGGUCUUUGGCAAAGAGCAAACAAAGGUUUCAUUUCUAGUAAAGAUGAAGAAUCUGCUAAGAAAUUUACGGAAAAAUACAAAUUGUCUUAA
This is a messenger RNA of Aureococcus anophagefferens, 432 nucleotides long. RefSeq lists its product as hypothetical. The annotation marks the transcript as partial. Gene Ontology annotation, molecular function: electron transfer activity. The record is from RefSeq and is a predicted model, not a curated record. Gene Ontology annotation, cellular component: membrane. The transcript has 6 exons. NCBI's taxonomy places the organism in Eukaryota, Pelagophyceae, Pelagomonadales, Pelagomonadaceae.